CUUGAACGGGUCACAUGCUUCAGGCUGUUGCUGUGGAUCCAUCAUGGCUCUUCGGUGUGUGGCUGCGCUCAGCCUGCUUGCUGUGGCAGCAGGUCGCUUCCAGGGAUUCAGGAGAGGGAAUGUGCUGCAUGAUCCCCCCCAGGGGGCUGAGUCUGAGGAGCUGUGGUUCACUCAGAGACUGGAUCACUUCAACGGGGCAGACAGCAGAGUGUGGAAGCAGAGAUACUUCACUAACGAUGCCUUCUACCAGCCUGGAGGCCCCGUGUUUCUGAUGAUUGGUGGGGAGGGCCCUGCUAACCCCGCAUGGAUGAAGGAAGGCACCUGGCUCACCUACGCUAAGGAAGUGGGAGCCCUCUGCUUCCUGCUGGAGCACCGUUUCUACGGGAAGAGUCACCCCACGACGGACCUCAGCACGUCCAGUCUGCGCUUCCUCAGCAGCCGCCAAGCUCUGGCUGACCUGGCCCACUUCCGUACAGUGAUGGCGGACAGCCUGGGGCUGAGCAACAGGAAGUGGGUGGCGUUCGGGGGGUCGUACCCGGGGUCCCUGGCUGCUUGGUUCAGGCUGAAGUUCCCCCACUUGGUUCAUGCUGCCGUGGCCACGAGCGCACCACUGUUGGCCACAGUCAACUUCCCAGAGUACCUGGAGGUGGUGUGGCGUUCGCUGGCCUCAGAAAGUGCAGAUUGCCCCGUGUUGGUGAAACAGGCUUCAGAUGCCCUGGCGGAACGUCUGAAGGACCCCAAAACCUUUGAAAACAUCACCAAAGACUUCAAAUUGUGUUCCCCGCUGCAGAUCCAGUCAGAGUCUGACUCCGCCUACUUCCUGGAAACCCUGGCUGGGAACUUCAUGGACGUUGUCCAAUAUAACGAAGACAACCGAGGAUUCGAGGGGGUUCAAGGCACCAAUGUAACCAUCAAGGUGCUGUGCGGCGUAAUGGGAAACACCUCGAUGGGAGAUCCUUACAGCCGCUAUGUUGCUGUGGCCCGCCUCAUGAUGGACACCUUCUCUAUGAAAUGCCUGGACAGCAGCUUCAAUAACUACGUCAGAGACAUGACCAACACGUCCUGGGAUGGGCCGGCUGCGGAGGGAGGGAGACAGUGGGUCUACCAGACCUGCAGUGAGUUUGGAUUCUACCAGAGCACAGACUCCCCAAACCAGCCAUUCACAGGCUUCCCUCUUGGUUAUCAAGUGAAACAGUGUGCAAGAUUCUACAACAUCAGUGCUGAGGAGGUGGCAGAAGCUGUGGCCCAGACCAACGAGUACUACGGUGGCUAUAACAUCCGCUCCAGCAGGAUAGUGUUCCCCAACGGGUCCGUCGACCCCUGGCACGCUUUGGGAAUCACUCAGGACAUCACAGCUGAGCUUCCUGCCGUCUUUAUUAAAGGGACGGCUCACUGCGCCAACAUGUACCCAGCGAGGAGCCAAGAUCUUCCACAGCUGUCUGAGGCUCGAGAUCACCUCCUCCUGCUCCUCCAGCAGUGGUUGAAGCGAUGAGCGUCUCUCUGCUUAAAGAAGCAAACGCAUCGAUCCUGAUUUCUGAAAUUAAGAACCAGUUUCCUUUCACUGCUGCCAAAUUUUAAGCUCCUUGAAAUCUUGAAAUGCGUCUUUGCACAAGUUGAGAAGUUUUUUGUUCUGAAUGAGUUCAAGCUUUGAUUUAAUAAAGUUUUUUUUUCUUAUUGAUACCAA
Molecule: messenger RNA, 1684 nt
Organism: Cyprinodon tularosa
Lineage: Eukaryota; Metazoa; Chordata; Actinopteri; Cyprinodontiformes; Cyprinodontidae
Gene: prss59
Product: serine protease 16
Exons: 9
Coding region: 44-1492 (482 amino acids)
Biological process (GO): proteolysis
Molecular function (GO): serine-type exopeptidase activity; dipeptidyl-peptidase activity
Source: RefSeq, a predicted model, not a curated record